Aspergillus alliaceus is the source of this 997-nucleotide messenger RNA. RefSeq lists its product as uncharacterized. Bases 487 to 945 code for a protein of 152 amino acids. Lineage: Eukaryota; Fungi; Ascomycota; Eurotiomycetes; Eurotiales; Aspergillaceae. The transcript is spliced from 3 exons. The record is from RefSeq and is a predicted model, not a curated record.
CUUCGACAGUGCUCCGUGCCUGCUCCUUAGAAGGUUUACUGCCUCGAUCUAAAUCUUAGUUGGGGGACUAAGUCUUAGCUGCAUGCGCAGUGACCCUGGACAGGUGAUUCGGUGCCUUAGUGGCUUGGCGGAAUGAUCGCUUAUUCUGCAUGGGUGUCCGUGGGCACAGGAGUUGAGCUGCAGAGAAAACCCCAGGCAGGGUUGCUCUGGUCAUGAGGGAAAAGAUGGAGAUGCCCGUCCGGCCGAAGUAGCUUUUGGCUGAGAGGGUCGGUUGUUAUUCCCGAAUUUAGACCUUGUCAGUUUUACGAUUCUUAUGGAUCUGUAUCUGUAUUCGCUUGAUACCGGCAAUACCAACGUGCGUCCCCUAGCGUCGGAUAAAAACGGCGCAUUGCGAAAAGACUGCAAACUGUACAUCAGGGGUAAGGAAAAACUGCCCGUUGGGAGGCUAUACCGUCGCGAAGGAACUAUAAGCAGCAUAGAGGCACCAUGAGCGGUGCGCUCAGUCCGCCUGAUGAGGCAAUCGUUCGCUACAUCAGAUUCACACUUCCCGAGUCGGACGGAUCAGCAGGAUUCAUCGGUGUCAGUGAGGUUGGGUUGAAUUGGACGACAUCCACGAGGCACCAGGAGGAAAAAACAACAGCAGUCUAUCAUCUACUAACCCUGCUAGUGGGGAACCAAACAAAUCCAAUAAUAGAUGGAUUAUCAUUCCCCUUUUCUCACCGAACGUUUCUAGGUCGAGUGUUCUAUUCCCAUUUCUUCGCGCUUCAGGCGAGGAUGUUCGUUGACUUUCACCGGAUCGGUUAUAGGGAGGCGCAGUGUCAGAUUGUCCAAUCCAUUUCUGGGAUAUCAGUAACAACUGACAGGGAAGCCCACAUGGGACCGGGGACAGGGUAUCAACUACUUUGGAGUCAAGCUACCCCUGGGAUCGGACCUUUUGAGAGUUAACAAAGUCCGAUCGUUAAGUAAUGAUAACCAUGUGAUUAGUGACUUUAAUCUG